UGCAUGCAUUGAUGGUGUCAUAGAGUGAGUGCAUGGUUACACAACAACUUGUUAACAAAAACUAGGGUUUAUCGCUCGGCAAGAAUGAACUGUUUUUGUGGAUUAUUGUCCGACCAAGGAUCAUUUGGACAAUACCAACCCGCUUCAAUGAAUGUGCUGGUAGGCUGGAGUACGUAAAAUCCGAUUCAGUCCGGGCGAUUAACUUCAAAUCUUACUGAUCAACUUCUGGUUGAGCGGUGAAAACGACUGCACUGUGCACCGGUGCAUAGCGUCAUAAAGACGGCAUCUGACGGUGACAGCGGCCGGUAGGUUGGCCAGCUACCGUGGACUUUGUCUUGGCAGAGGAUUUGGUGAUUUUUGGAGCUCAAGUGAGGUGUUGAUUGCCGUGUGAACCAUGCCGACUGGAGUGGCAUCAAGUUCGGUUAAGCAUUCCGGCAAGAUGUGUCGAGUCUUCUGCCGUUUACUUCUUGCAGUUUAUUUAUGCUUUCUACAUGGAGCAGCAGGGGAGACGAACCAGACCAAUCUUCACGUGGCAUCAUUCAGCAUGCGCGGUGCUUCGGGUCAGGUCAGCUUCUUUGAGGAUGGUCCUGGCCAAGACGUCACCAUCCACGUUGCCCUGAUAGGGCUGGAGCCGGGAACCUAUACCUGGGCAGUCCAUGAGAAGCCGAUGAUCUACGGGCAGCAGCCAGUUUGCGGUGACGCCCUCAUCGGUGGAGUCUAUACACACGGAGGGGAUCUGAGUGCCGUGGAGAACACCACCAGAGUGUCUGAAAGUGGGAGUUGGAAUGCCAGUUACUCGAACGCAGUGAUAAGCCUUAAAGGGCCGCAAAGCAUCACGGGUAGGACUCUGGUACUGCAGGAGUCAUCGUCCCAAGAGAAGUAUUGCGCCAUGAUAGCCAACUCUCGCGAGAUGAUCACGGCGGUGGCGAGAUUUGACGCGCCUUUCGCCGGCACGGUGACCUUCCGCCAGGAGAGAGACAACCCGGAAGCAGAGACCGCCAUUUUGGUAGAAUUGUAUGACGUCACUGAUCCCUUGACCUCGAUGACGUAUGCUUGGCGGGUCAGCAGCAACAGCGGCUACAACCACGAUAUGGACCUGGCGACUCGGUGUACGGAGACAAGCUCUGAUGUGUACAACCCCAUAGGAAUUGACGCAAUGGCUUGUGGGAUCGACGAUCCAUCCCGUUGUCCAAUUGGACACCUUACCGGUAAAUUCGCUGACGUCACUGUGGAACCCCUCCCCUCAGUCGUGACGCGUUAUUUUAUCGACACCAACUUGCCGUUAUCCGGUGAAAAUUCGGUGAUGGGUAAAUCACUCGUGUUCAGCGACGCUGCGGGUGAUUCUGUGGCUUGCUCUCCAGUCUUAGAAUUAAAACCCAAAUCGGUGGAAGCUCUGUUCAGCGUCAGGAACGUAUCUGGGACCAUCAGGUUUAGUCAGAGGUCGCCUUAUGACGCCAGCAAGAUCACAGUGGCCCUGGAGAACCUACGAGGAUUGGGGACGGGUAUUCACCUCCAGGAACUUCCACCGCCUCCUCGCACCUACGCCAGCGACUGGCCAGCUGGACCAGACAACGUAGCCGGCCAUCAUAACCCGUACGGCAUCGGGCCUGCACCGCCUCCGGGCACCGGUACCCAUGACCAGUACGAGGUAGGAGAUUUGAGCGGGAAAUUCGGCCUCAUGACGGGAUUCAACCACUUCAACGACACCUAUUUGGAUUGGAAUCUACCUCUGUUUGGAAGAAAUAGCAUCAUUGGCCGAUCGUUGGUGAUUCAUAACAUUGAUGGUGAACGGUGGCUGUACGCCGCCAUCGGCUACCCGACCAAGAGAAAGAUUGUCAAGGCUGUCUUCAAGGCGCCCUCUGUUGGUAAGAUCGUGAUGAGUCAGGCCAUCGACGAUCCCUAUGCUGACACCAGUAUUUUCGUCGAGAUGGCCUACGCAGACGGUUCGGACACCACUACGGGCCACGACUGGCACAUCCAUACACAAUCCGUGGCUGAUGAUUACAUCUCUACUAACGGUCGCUGCAGCAGUUGCGCCGGCCACUUUAACCCCUUCGGCGCUGAUCUCGGUCCAAAUUACACCGAGUGCUCGCCUGAAUUCCCCCAGCGGUGCGAACUGGGAGAUCUGUCCAAGAAACACGGCCAGCUUACCGUCACGAACCAGAUGAACCUCGGCGCGGGCAAAUUCUUCUUCAUGGAGACCGGGUUGCCGCUUAGCGGUGUCCACUCUAUCGCCGGCAGGUCCAUCGUCAUCCACGCUGCCGAUGGAGGAAGUCCGAGGAUUUCCUGCGCCAAUCUCCUGGAGGUACCACCGACGGAAACCACCGCCGACCUGUGGUCCGAAGGACCCGUGUCUGGGGACAUAUCCUUCCAGCAAGAGUCCGUCUUCGACCCUGUCCAGGUACACGUCAACGUGGAAGGCCUAAGCAGCCUCGCAGGUGGAUGGCACGUCCACCUGCUGCCAAUAGACGAGGACGUAGACUCGGCACCGUGCGGCCCCGCGUCGGUCCAGGGACACUACAACCCCUUCGGCGUGGUCGGCUCGCCCGCCUACGGCACGCAAGACAUGUACGAAAUGGGCGACCUGAGCGGCAAAUUCGGGGGGUUUUCUGACUCGCCUGACGCCUGGAAUCACGUCUACUACGACACCAACCUGGCCCUGGAAGGGCCACGGAGCAUUAUCGGACGAUCCCUGGUGGUCCACAAGAGCGCUGACGGGUCACGUUGGGUUUGCGCGACAUUACAUCGUAAAACACACCAAGACGACUUCAUCAUGAAAGCCAAGGCUGUCAUAACCACCUCCGAUUACACUGGCUAUGCUGUACUGAGUCAAACACGCUAUCACACAGGGGCCUUGGGAGACGCGACCGUAGAUUUCGGUUUGCAGUCAAACGUCGCUGAGGAGGACACCUUUUACUGGAACUUACACCCAGGGCAAGUAGAUGACGAUACCUGCUUAGACUCGUCAUCAAUCUUCAACCCUUACGAAGUGUCCAUGGUUGCGGAAUAUGGCAGUCAGUGCGAUACGAAAUCACAGCUCCGUUGUGCGGUGGGGGAUCUGACGGGCAAGCACGGCAACAUGAGUAGUGCCGUCAAACGCGCCGUCUACACCGAUGUCAACCUGCCACUCACCGGUCAAGACUCAGUUUUGGGCCUUUCCCUUCAUUUGAUAUCAACAAACACUGGUCAGUUUGCCUGCGGUACCGUGGAGCCAGAUCCAAGCACGGGAAGAGCCGAAUACCUGUCAUAUCCGAGCACCACAAUAUUCGAUCCAUAUAAAUUCAGGCAGGCCAUGCACGAUCAUAUGACGAAUGCCGAAAUGUGGCAAAUAGUUGCGACGCAAGAGCCACAGAAUAACCCAAUGAAUGACUGCGCAGUGCUAAAGUUCUACUUUAUUGGUACUGGCUUGGAUGAUAUGGAUCGGGAGUUCAAGCAGAAAGCGAACUCCGACGAGCUUGGGGAAUACUCGCCUACGUCCCAAUGCAAAGAUGUCAGCGGAGGCUCGAGCCGAACGACAACCGUUGGGUCUUUCGUGUUCUCAGUACUACUCGCCCCCUUCUUGGUCCUUCGGCUGCUAAACUAGCGUCAACAUCGAUGUCUUUCAAAUUCCCACCAAGAAUAUUGUGCUAUCUCGAUGUAUAAGCAGCAUAAAGGCAGAGUUCAAAUCGUGUCACUUUCCAGUAAAAUGACAUGUUAGGUCCCAAGUAACAGGAAUUAACAAUGAUUAAUUUUAAUAGCUUGUCACUUACUUGAGGUUGAAUGAUUUCUAAUUGACUCGUGAUGACUUAAGAAUGACUUCCGAUGACUUGAGCAUGACUUGCGGGGAAUGUAUUACAAUACAUGUAGGCCUAUUUAGAAUUGGAACCAUCUGUUUUUCAACAACACAGCAGAAACAACAUUUUUUUGUGAUAAACUAAAGAAAACAAACGUUCACUUUUGAUUCGUUUGUGACCUUCAGAGACCUUUUGAUUAUGUGCGAAGUCUUUCCACAGCUCUUUUUUUAACUACAGUUUUAAAGCCUUGACCAUAGCACUUUUGUGUGUGAGUUCGUACCUAUCACCCGAGCACUUGUGACACCUAAACAUUUUCUUUCAUCUCUUAUUGGGCGGAUUUCGUUCACUCGGGUCAACACAUUUGUGCAUGACAAGUGACCUACCCACAAUACUUUGCAAAGUCUGCAUCUCCUUGACAAGUUUUUAGUAGGGAUUAGCGGUCACCAGUGUCAUUGGAUGGAGCAUGGGUACCAGCGAACACUGUGUGUAUAUUUUUGUUAUUCAAUGAAUUUCUCGGCUUAGCAAGCAGAAGAAAAAAAAUGCCACCCGCCUGUUGAGAAAGAGAUUUGGGUUUUGAUCACAGAGGAUUUGACUGCAGGUACCAACAUCCAUUUACAAACAAACGAGUUUAACAAUUUGCAAAAGAUAUUUCUUCCUGACGACCAGCUAAAGGAAGCGCGCCCUCACCUAAUUUGAAUUAUUUGUAAAUAAACUUUCCCACAAACAAAUGGACUCUCGCGACGUCAACGCAGCUUGUCCAAUUACGUGAUAUACAAAUGGACGCGGAACGCGCAAAAUCCGAGACAAAGAAAACUUAACGUUCAAAAUUCUAUAGAGUUGUCUAAGGGGCGUGGCUAACUCGCAAACGGUGAGCGUUGAGCCAUUAACUUUUUCAUCUUCGUUUGUUAGACCAGCUCUGAUUUUUGUUCAACUUUUUUUCUCCCCUAUUUUGUUUUCGACGUUUUGUAACUACUAACACAUCGUUUAUUAAUAUUACGUUUAUUCGGUUCAACAUUAGGCACAUUAAAGAAGACAACCUUAAUGUUUACAGUUUAUAUUUCUUAAAUAAGGACGGUGUAUAUGUUUUUGAAAUAUAUAUAAUAUAUUUGAAAUAAAUGGUUGGACAUUUUUUUUCUAUCACUUAUUUAUCACUUA
Molecule: messenger RNA, 4928 nt
Organism: Patiria miniata (bat star)
Lineage: Eukaryota; Metazoa; Echinodermata; Asteroidea; Valvatida; Asterinidae
Exons: 9
Coding region: 395-3583 (1062 amino acids)
Biological process (GO): superoxide metabolic process
Molecular function (GO): metal ion binding
Source: RefSeq, a predicted model, not a curated record